AUGAUGCCCCAGUAUGAUGCCCCCAGUAUGAUGCCCCAGUAUGAUGCCCCCAGUAUGAUGCCCCAGUAUGAUGCCCCAGUUUUGGGGUUUGAGGUGGACUCCAUCAACUCUGUCCAGUUCUCCAACCAUACAGGUUAUUCCCACUGGAAGGGCCAGGUGUUGACAGCAGAUGAGCUCCAUGUUCUGUAUGAAGGGAUCAAACUGAACAAUGUACACCAGUACGACUACGUUUUAACAGGGUAUACCAGAGACACAUCCUUCUUGGAGAUGGUGGUGGACAUCGUUCAGGAGCUAAAGAGAGCCAACCCCAACCUGGUGUAUG
This is a messenger RNA of Scomber scombrus (Atlantic mackerel), 322 nucleotides long. RefSeq names its product pyridoxal kinase-like. The annotation marks the transcript as partial. The transcript is spliced from 4 exons. NCBI's taxonomy places the organism in Eukaryota, Metazoa, Chordata, Actinopteri, Scombriformes, Scombridae. Gene Ontology annotation, molecular function: pyridoxal kinase activity. The record is from RefSeq and is a predicted model, not a curated record. Gene Ontology annotation, cellular component: cytosol. Gene Ontology annotation, biological process: pyridoxal 5'-phosphate salvage.